This is a messenger RNA of Mytilus californianus (California mussel), 2734 nucleotides long. RefSeq names its product insulin-like growth factor-binding protein complex acid labile subunit. Gene Ontology annotation, cellular component: plasma membrane. Gene Ontology annotation, molecular function: protein binding. Bases 21 to 1364 code for a protein of 447 amino acids. The transcript has 16 exons. NCBI's taxonomy places the organism in Eukaryota, Metazoa, Mollusca, Bivalvia, Mytilida, Mytilidae. The record is from RefSeq and is a predicted model, not a curated record.
UUAGAGAUAGUAGUCAUAGUAUGCCUGUAAACAUACACAUUAUAGUAGUUACAAAAAGGCGUAUAAUGGAGAAAGUGUACCUUGUAAUUUUUAUGGUUACAUGCACUGUCUUUGGAGGCAUCGUCAAUGGGUGUCCUUCCUCAUGUUGGUGCUGGCACACGAUUGUUAGUUGCGAAGAAAGAUCUCUAACAACAGUCCCAUCUAAUAUUCCAAAUUCAACAACAAAUUUGUAUUUGUGGAGUAAUAACAUUACAAGAAUAGAUGCUAGUUCAUUUCAAGGAUUGUCGGCACUUACACACUUGUCUUUGUGGAGGAAUAACAUUUCAAGAAUAGAUGCCAAUUCAUUUCAAGGAUUGUCGGGACUUAAAAGCUUGAAUUUGUCGGGCAAUAAUAUUACAAGGAUAGAAACAAACUUAUUUGAAGAAUUAUCGGCUCUAACAGAAUUGGAUUUGAAGAACAAUAUCAUUACAAAGAUAGAUGCAAACACAUUCGAAGGAUUGUCGGCGCUUACAGUCUUGGAUUUGUCAGAGAAUGAAAUUACAAUGAUAGAUGCAAACUUAUUUGAAGGAUUAUCGGCUCAAACAGAAUUGGAUUUGUCAUACAAUAAAAUUACAAGGAUAGAUGCAAACUUAUUUGAAGGAUUGUCGGCGCUAACAAAAUUGUCCCUAUUCACUAACCAAAUUACAACACUGGACGUAAAUCUCUUUAAUGGUUUGACGGCUCUAAAGGAAUUGACGUUACGGGACAAUCAAAUUUCAACGCUCGACGGGAAUACCUUUCGAGGUUUAACGGCUCUCAAGACAUUGGACUUAAGCAUGAAUCAAAUUUCAACGCUCGCCGUGAAUAUCUUUCAAGGUUUGACAGCUCUCAAGAAAUUGAACCUGUAUGACAUCCAAAUUGUAACACUUGACGUAAAUCUCUUUAAUGGCUUGACAGCACUGACGGAAUUGGACCUGAAACAAAACAAAAUUGGAACGCUUGAUGUAAAUCUCUUUAAAAGUUUGACGGCUCUGGAAAAAUUGUACCUGAAUGGCAACCAAAUUGUAACACUUGACGUAAAUCUCUUUAAAGAUUUGACGGCUCUGACGGAAUUGAAGCUAGAAAGUAAUCCUUUGAAUUGCUCAAUGUGUAUGAUGAAAGAAUUCAAGGAUUUUCUUCAAAGGAAUAAUGACUUCGGAAAUUCCGGUGCAAGGUGCAAAGGUGCAAACCUGUUAAUUGACCAGAACUUCAUCUACUGCUCACUGCUAGGUAAAAUAAAUACAGUAGUUAUCUUUCUUGAUUUGCAUGGAUUCAACAUUGUAUUACUCAUCGCUUUCUGUAUCAUCGUUUUGGGACAUAAAUGGAAUCAUCGUCAAAUGGGAUAAGGCUAUCAAGAUUUGGUUAUUCGCAUCCUUAUCAGGCAUUGCUGCCUGCACCGCAGCAGUUAGGAAACCUUCAAGUGGAUUCUGACGAAUGUUGAAAUUCCGCUGAAGAACGUGCUUUAUUAUAUAUCAUCUUUUGAUAAAUUUAGGAAUAAUUUAAAAACUAAAGUUCAAUCUCCACCAAACAAAGUUGACCUGAGAUGGAUUUAACUAUUAAUUGUCUAUUCUUUUUUGUCACAGAGCCCUUAAAUCUUAAAUUGAUCUGUUACACUUGUACACUCUUGGUUGACAAUUUUAUUUUUUGUUUUGAUCGUUCCUGAUAAAGUUUAAUCAAGUAAAGAGCUUCUGACGCCUUUUGAUGUUAUUACAUAUUCUUGUCCUAACUUGUUAUGUCAAUAAUGACCUCAGAUGGUCAAUUCAAGUUUUUAUUAUUUUUUUUUAAAUGAUUUCUUACAGCUGUAUAAAAAGAAACAAGUGUUUAUUUAUCUAAUUACAAUCAAAUAUGCAUUUCCAGAGGUUUAUCAUAUAGCUUUUUUAUUGUUGUUGUUAAGUUUCAUAGUUGUAUAAGCCAUAAGGCAAACAUUAUGUAUUGUGUUUAUAAAUAUAAUUCAUCAAUUUUCAUUUCUGUCAAUUGACGGUAGCAAAUGUGCAAUCAAAAACUAAAGUUCACAAAGGUCAUACUUUACGCUUGCAACAACAAGACACACAGCAGUUAACUACAGAAAAAAACUUAGAUACCGCGAUAAAAUCAAGUUCUCCAAAUUAACAGCCAUUUUUGUUUUAGUGACAAGCGUUAUUGUUGUUCCUUUGCUAGCAUAAUAGUAGACUGGUAUACUGGUAGUUUUACGGAAUCUUCUAUUUUUAGAACCAAUUGCCAUUAGUUGCUUUUGUGAAAGAUAUUUAUCUUGCUUGUGUAGAGUGUAUAACCUUGAAUGUCCAUACAAAUGCUCUAUUCUCUUUGAAGUCCUAUGAUUACGUCAUUGAAUUCUUUUGUAUGGUCUUGUUAAAUCCAUCUAGUAAAGAUUACUUUUGGAGGUAUUUGUUUUUGUUAUUGUUAUAAUACUGUGUGUAUUUUUCGAAACCUUGUGUACUUACAUCAUGUCUAUAGAUUUAAAACAAUAUGUAUUUAAAAAAGCAAAUGCUGUUUUUUAUUUUGCUGGUUUUUUUUUUGGUUUUUUUUUUUGUAGUAGUAGCAUAUGUCUACUCUGUACAUUUUUUACUAUAUAUCUGUAAUGAUAAUUUGAAUUUAUUAUCUUUUGAUUGAUUUAUGAUAGAUUUUACUUACUGAUAUUCUUUAUGAAGUAUUAUAGCCUUAUUAAUUUUACUUACUGAUAUUCCUUAUAAAGUAAUUAAGCCUUACUAAUUUUACUUAC